Nymphalis io (European peacock) is the source of this 1591-nucleotide messenger RNA. Its product is annotated as proton-coupled amino acid transporter-like protein pathetic. Gene Ontology annotation, biological process: amino acid transmembrane transport. Lineage: Eukaryota; Metazoa; Arthropoda; Insecta; Lepidoptera; Nymphalidae. The transcript is spliced from 8 exons. Gene Ontology annotation, cellular component: vacuolar membrane. The record is from RefSeq and is a predicted model, not a curated record. Gene Ontology annotation, molecular function: amino acid transmembrane transporter activity. Bases 194 to 1501 code for a protein of 435 amino acids.
UUGUGAUUAUAACAAUUGGCCUCGAGCGCAUGGUCUGAACGACAUUUAUUUUCAAGUAAAUCUUUAUACAAAAAAGCAGAAUAAUUAACUGUUUAUCGUUUUCUUGUCGUAUACGUUUAUAUUAAGAAAAUUUGUUUGGAAAUGUGUACAGUCAGUUUUUUUGGAGUGUAAAAUUCAUAAACUGUAAAUAAAAAUGAGCAAUGAAAUUAAAAAACAAGAAGAAUACAAUCCAUUUGAACACAGGACAGUUGAAAAACCGAGUUCAGACUUCAGAGCAACAACAAAUAUAAUAAAAGCUUCUUUGGGAUCAGGACUUCUAGCUGGCCCGCUAGCGUUUUCUAAUUCUGGAUGGGGAUUGGGACUUGUUGGAACUCUUUUAAUCGGGAUAAUAUGUGGACAUUGCGUCCACAUACUGGUUAAAACAUCCCGCGGUUGCUGUAAGAUAGAACGCAAACCACUUCUUGGGUAUGCGGAAACAUGCAAGUCAGCGUUUCAGAAUGGCCCAAAAUGUGUCCGACCCUAUGCUACAGCUGCCAGUAUCUUCGCGGAAUUCGCGCUGGUCUGCACUUACGUAGGCGUUUGCUGUAUCUAUACUGUUCUUAUAUCUGACUCCAUAAAACAGCUUAUUGACAGAUAUGUCCCAAGUGUCAACCUCUCCGUGGAAUAUUAUUGCUUAAUAAUAUUAGUUCCGUUGUGCUUGCUCAGUCAAGUGAAAUAUUUGAAAUGGUUAGCAAUUUUCUCGUUACUGGCCAACUUGUUUCUAAUUCUUACGUAUUUCAUUUGCCUUUAUUAUAUAUUUGGAAGUGAGAUAAACUUAUCUGACAAGAGAGUGGUCGGCGACCCUUCGAGAAUUCCUGCAUUUAUAUCAACAGUCAUCUUCGCAAUGGAGGGCAUUGGAGUAGUAAUGCCGGUCGAAAACGCUAUGAAGAAGCCCCAGCACUUCCUCGGUUGUCCGAGCGUGCUCGUGGUGGCAAUGUCAGCGAUCGUCUUCUUUUACAGCACUCUCGGUGUGUUCGGAUACUUACGAUAUGGAGCCGUGCUACGAGGGUCGAUCACCUUGAACCUUCCUAUAGAUGAUGUGCCAGCGAUAUGCGCUAAAGUUUUUAUAGCGUUAUCAAUUUUCUUUACUUACCCUCUGCAGUUUUUCGUUGUUUUUGAUAUAGUUAAGAAAUACACAGAUGGUUAUGUUAAAGACCAGUAUCGCUCUGUAACUGAGUUCACGGCGAGAACUGUGGGAGUUUGUUUCUGCGUCGGUAUUGGCGUGGCUUUGCCUCUAUUAGAACAAAUUAUAAACAUCGUCGGCGCCUGCUUCUAUUCCAUCCUUGGCCUGAUAAUCCCCGGGGUCGUAGAGACGGUAUUCAGGUGGGAAAACCUGGGAAAGUAUAAAUGGGUACUUUGGAAAAACAUACUUAUCGUGCUCUUCGGCUUGGGCAGUCUCGUGUCUGGUUGCACGGUUACUAUAAUGGAUAUCAUAAAAAUAUUACAUCAAAAGAAUGGUUGAGACUCUGCCGGAAGAAUCUCGACAGAUUUAUGGUAAUUCUGUAAUUAAUUUAGUAUAUUUACAUAAGUUAUUAAAUUUUUUAUUAACAGU